Molecule: messenger RNA, 3425 nt
Organism: Nylanderia fulva
Lineage: Eukaryota; Metazoa; Arthropoda; Insecta; Hymenoptera; Formicidae
Product: sushi, von Willebrand factor type A, EGF and pentraxin domain-containing protein 1
Source: RefSeq, a predicted model, not a curated record
UUACUUGCUAAGGUGGUGGUAGCAAGGAACAGCAGGUGGAGGGGAACAGAGCACCUGGACGACUUCCUGCCAGAGAGUAAGCACCUCAGUCUUCAGGAAAGAACGUUCGACAUCGGUGCAUCGAUACGAGUCUCGUGAGUCGCAGCACGAGAGAGCUGGACUUGCACGUUAUUUUAACUCUGUUCGAAGACACCCGAAAGACUUGGGAGAUUCGCACGUGAUUUUCUUAAACUCGCGCUUUGAGCAAAGCGUUAAUGUUCGGGAGAAAAAAUAAAGAGGGUCGCCCGCACCCCAAAAUGAUGUCUUUCUCCAAGUGCGUUCGGUGAACUUCUCUUACGGAACCGAUAAAGUGCGAUUGUUACAGGCGUAUUAAUUACUGUUCCAUCACGGAAUUGCGCCGAAAUAGCUGCCUCUUCAAUUUUUCGGAACGAGAAGACAUACAAGUUACAGAUUAAAGUUCCACGCGGAAGCUGGCCCUCGCGCUAAGGAAAUGGAACGCGCGGCACUUUGCUUCCUUUUCGUCGCACUGAUUUGCAAAAGUGUCAGUGGCGCUGGAUGCGGUUAUCCAGGUGCACCGGCACAUAGCAGCGUACGUUUCACCGGCACAGACAUCAACGAUGUCAUAGAUGAGGAAGAUGCCCUUCUUAAGGAUACCACGUUACCGGAGGGUACCGUAGCUACGUAUUCCUGUGAACGAGGAUUCGAGCUAUUGGGACCAGCGAGAAGAGAGUGCCAAGCCGAUGGAAUGUGGACACCGGAGGGUGUACCCUUCUGCGUUCUGAACGUGGCUGGCGGCAAAGCACCGAUGCAAUCCAGCAGCGCGGAGGGCGGAAUUCCGCAACGCGCCGUUGAUGGAAGCAGCGGUCAGAUUUACACGCCGCAAACUUGCACCCUGACGAGGCCCGAACGUAGACCGUGGUGGUACGUGAACCUGUUGGAACCGUAUAUGGUUCAGCUGGUGCGAUUGGACUUCGGUAAACCGUGUUGCGGUGACGAUGUUCCCGGUACUAUCAUCGUUCGAGUCGGUAAUAAUCGUCCAGAUUUAGGAACAAAUCCUAUUUGCAAUCGAUUCACCGGAACUUUAGAGGAAGGACAGCCUCUUUUCUUACCUUGCAACCCGCCGAUGCCUGGUGCCUUUGUCUCGGUGCAUCUGGAAACUGCAUCUGGCGAUAUUCCCGUGCAGUUAUCUUUAUGCGAGGCAUUCGUUUACACUGAUCAGGCUUUGCCGAUUGAAAGAUGUCCUCAAUUCCGGGACCAGCCACCAGGAUCAACAGCAACUUACAAUGGCAAGUGUUACAUAUUUUACAACCGUCACCCACUGAUAUUCAGAGAAGCUUUGGCUUUCUGCCGUGCACGAGGUGGUACUCUCGUGGAUGAGAGCAAUCCUGCUCUACAAGGAUUCAUUUCGUGGGAACUAUGGAGACGGCAUAGGAGCGACACAUCCAGUCAAUAUUGGAUGGGCGCAGUUAGAGAUCAGAAAGAUCGGACAUUAUGGAGAUGGACCGGAAGUGGCGAGGAAGUGUCCGUCUCGUUUUGGAGUUUACCACAAGGUUCGGAAGAGGAUUGCGCUCGAUAUGACGGAAGCAGAGGCUGGCUUUGGUCUGAUACACCUUGCACAGCGCGACUCAAUUUUAUCUGUCAGCAUCAACCACAAGCUUGCGGCAGACCUGAGCAGCCGCCAAAUUCAACGAUGGCAGUAACCACCACGUCAACCAGGACUCCUGGCAGCGUAUACGAAGUCGGUGCGUCAGUGGAGUACAGUUGUAAUGUGGGUAGCCUUCUAAUUGGACCGGCGACCCGUACUUGCCUCGACACCGGUUUUUACAACGAGUUUCCGCCAGUGUGCAAAAAUAUCGAAUGCGGUUAUCCCGCAAGCAUAAAACAUGGUGGUUACACGCUCAUCAAUAACACCGUCAAUUAUCUCAGCCAAGUGCUUUAUUCUUGCGAGGAAGGAUACGAAAUGACCGGACGCGCCCGAUUGACUUGUGAUAUCGACGAGCGUUGGAAUGGACCGCCGCCGCGAUGCGAGCCGAUUCUUUGCGAUCCACCGGCCAUAGUUGCGCAUAGUUAUGUGCAAAUAGACGAAAUCGAUGAAAGCGAAAGUGUCUCGUUGAAAAACAAUCUCAAUAGAAGUCUGCUAGUUGGUAGCAUCGUCACCUAUACGUGCGAGAAGGGUUAUCGACUCGUUGGUUUCCGGCAAAUACUCUGCUUAGCUACCGGAUUAUAUGAUCACGUCGCACCCACUUGCAUAGCAGAGGAAGCGCGGACAACCGUGAGUAUUCCUACUCGAGGAACGAUACGACCGUCGACGCCGAAAGUUCGGCCAUAUCUCACCCCUAGAAUUCGAACUACGACGAGCGCGGCAACGAUUACCACUAGUACAACUUCUUUGCCAGCUAGAAAGGUACCUAACGCCGCGGAACUUCCAGCUACAGUGCGGGAGACGAUCUCGAAAAGGCCGAGUAUCGGGUUGAAUAAACCCGGGUUACCAUCAUCGGUACUCAAUGACGCCGGUAGCGAUCAUCCGCAAGACAACGAGAUAUCCGGAAGCGGGGUGGAUCACGCUCAAGCGGGGAUCGGGGCGGCUAUUCCGGAACCUUCCGGCCCCUUCCGGGUAGACGAUCAACCUAGUGGUGCGCAUCAGGCCAAGUUGAACCUAGGUGCCGUGAUCGCCUUAGGAGUGUUCGGCGGCUUUGUGUUCCUCGCCGCGGUGAUCACGACGGUGGUUAUACUCAUACGCAGAAACCGCGGAAGAAGCAGUAAACAUUAUCGUCAUCGUGCAUCGCCCGAUUGUAACACCGUUGCCAGUUUCGAUAGCAGUUCGUCGGAAAGUCGAGGAGGUCUGAAUCGUUAUUAUCGUCAAGCCUGGGAAAAUCUACACGAGACCGCCGGUCAUAAGACCAGCCAUCCGCCGCUUCGUCGUAAGGAGACCCUGGAUGAACCAGGGUACCGAGAGAACUUUCGCGGUAACAACAACACUGAGCGCGAUGGCUCGGAAUUAGUCGUCAGUGAUGUCGCCGCUUAUCCAUCAAGUAAGCACGCAAGCAUCUCCGAUAAGAAGCGUCAUCAUCACCAUCAUCAUCAUCAUCAUGGCAACGCGACACCUGAUUGGAGACAAUCACAGUCUCACCACCGAUACUAAAUGGAAGAUAAAAUUAUGAAACAUAAAAAAUUUUAUCAUUAAAGCGCUACAUUAUUCGCUACAUCGUCAUCUACAAUUAUGUGAAUAAUGAUUUCUAGAAAAUGUAGAGAGAGAGAAAGAAAGAGAGAGAGAGAGACUAUAUAGUGAAUGGUUUCACAAUGUUUCUUACGCGGGUCAACAAAUCUUCCUUAAAUGAGGGAGCACAGCGAAUCUUCUACUAAUAAGUAGUGUCUAGAUAACAAAAUUGAAAAAUAGAUCCUACGUAUAUUAUUCUAUUAUGUUA